This is a messenger RNA of Debaryomyces tyrocola, 879 nucleotides long. The record is from the annotation of a GenBank genome assembly. Lineage: Eukaryota; Fungi; Ascomycota; Pichiomycetes; Serinales; Debaryomycetaceae.
AUGUCAGGAAAUGUAGAGCACGUACUAGAGGCCAAUGAGGUACUUUAUGAUAAAAUAAUAGAGUCUCUAUCUGAUCAAUCAGUUAAAAAAUAUAAUAAUGAUAAGUUGACUUUGGCUGAACUCGACAAAUGGAGAACAGAUGAACUACCAAGCAUAUUGCAUCACCGAUUCGAAAAAGAAAGCAAUUGUUGGCUAACCAAAGACGAAUUGGUGUUGUUAAUGGAUUGGAAACUUGCAAAAGGUGUAUUUAGACCCUCCUUGCCUAAAUUAAUUAAGUCAAACCCUCCAGAUCAAGUGGAAGAAAUAACGAAAGCAGGGUUUACUAUGUUUCUUGAUUAUAUUAAAGAAACCAAUGCUGAAGAUUUUUGGAAGAAUGAUUCAAAAGAGAGAAGGAAGCAAUAUAAAUCUAAUAUAAGAUCAACAUUCAAGAAGGUAUGUGAAUUAAAAGGUGUUGGACCUGCAACAGCAAGUUUAAUUUUGUCUUUACUAUGCAAAAUUAACAAAUAUUUAGUUCCACCAUUUUUCAGCGAUGAGAGUUUCAUGUACUACGUUAUUGAUCCAGUUAGACCUGAUACGAAAAUAAAAUACAGUGUGAAAGAAUACGUGGAUGAAUUAUUGGAAUCAUACUUUGACAUUUUAUUUGGCUUCAAAAGAGACGACUUUCUUAACAUGGAUAUUCUAGAAAAGGGUGGGUGGAGCUUGAAAAUGUAUGAUAUUCACAGAUUUGAUAUUUUGGCAGAUAUAAAGGUUCCAUUUGAAGUUGACGACAGGAAUUUGGCUAAAUUUAUUUAUAAUAGUAAGGAAGAUGAAAAGAAGAUAAGUAAAGAUACGGAGGAGGAGGAUGUCGACCAGCCAAUCCUUAAGAAACAGAAGAAGUAA